Messenger RNA from Sitophilus oryzae (rice weevil), 408 nucleotides. RefSeq lists its product as uncharacterized. The transcript is spliced from 2 exons. Lineage: Eukaryota; Metazoa; Arthropoda; Insecta; Coleoptera; Curculionidae. Bases 1 to 408 code for a protein of 135 amino acids. The record is from RefSeq and is a predicted model, not a curated record.
AUGGCCCUAAGGAUCUGUUCAGCGUAUCGUACGAUAUCAACAGAUGCCGUGUUGGUUAUAGCUGGGCUGAUCCCCCUGCAUUUAGCAGCUGAGGAAAAGCGAGACUUAUAUGUCAAAGCAGAGAUUAACGAUGAGGUGAAAAGACAGCAACGACGAGGAAGGUGGACUAGAAAGUUAAUACACAACGUGGAGGACUGGACAAGUAGGAAACACGGAGACGUGGAAUAUUACAUUACGCAUUUUCUUUCCGGGCAUGGAGUCUUCAUGGACUUCUUGCACAGAAUAAAGAAAAUACCAAAUGGCAACUGCAUGUACUGCGACGAAAUCGACGAUGCCGAGCAUACGUUGUUCUGCUGUCCAAGAUGGGAAAACGGCAGAAACAAAGGUCUGUCUUGUUGUCGGAUGUAG